This is a messenger RNA of Nelumbo nucifera (sacred lotus), 642 nucleotides long. Lineage: Eukaryota; Viridiplantae; Streptophyta; Magnoliopsida; Proteales; Nelumbonaceae. The record is from RefSeq and is a predicted model, not a curated record.
AUGGAGAGGUCGAUUGCCUCCUUGUUAAUCAUCAUAUGUCUUCUAUUUUGUGUUGCACACUUUCCUUGCAGCGUCAAAGCAAGGAGUCUCCUGCAGAAACAAUCCAGUCCAAAUGGGAGAAGACUGCUUGCGUCUUCCAGAGGUGGUGGUCGUGGUGGUGGGUUUGGUAUUGGUGUGAGCCGUAAUGGGUCAAAGGUCGACAUCGGUACCGGCGGUGGAGUUGGAGGAGGUGUCGCCACUAGUCGUGGCGGGGGUGUUACGGCUGGUGGAGGUGUGGGUGUAGGCGUUGGCGUUGAAAUUGGAAAGGAUGGAGUGAAUAUUGGUAUAGGAGUGGGUGGUGGUGGCAGUAUUACCACUCGUAACGGCACUGUGAGCGUGGGGGGUGGAGCUGGUUUUGGGAUCAGUAUCAACCGUGGUGGUGUAACAGUUGGUGGUGGAGGUGGAGGUGGAGGUGGCAGUGGUAGCGGUGGUAGUGGAUCGGGUGGCGGGGCUGGAACUGGUAGUGCUGGAGGAGCGGUAGGACAUGGAGAGGGGUCUGGUAAUAGCAGUGCUACUGGUGCAAGUGGAGGAGGAAGCGGAACGGGGUCGGCAGGAGGUGGAGCAGCCAAUGGAGGAGGUGGAGGUGGUGGUGGUGGAAAUUGA